This is a messenger RNA of Racocetra fulgida, 499 nucleotides long. The record is from the annotation of a GenBank genome assembly. NCBI's taxonomy places the organism in Eukaryota, Fungi, Glomeromycota, Glomeromycetes, Diversisporales, Gigasporaceae.
AUGUGUACAAACCUUACAGAUACCACUGUAGAUACCUCUGUUCCAGUUGUUGAUGAAUGGGUUACAUCCUCAGAUGAUGUUGAAAUAUAUACUAGAACUUGGAAGGCAGUAUCAGAUAAACCUAUCGCUACAGUAGUAUUCAUUCAUGGUUUUGGAGAACAUGUUAAACGUUACAACCAUGUAUUUGAUAAAUUCGGAAGAGAAAAUAUUGAAGUUUAUGCUUAUGAUCAACGUAGUUUCGGCGAAACAGUAAAAAGAAAUAAAAACCCAACAAGACUGGUUGCUCCAACUGAUAUCACUGAGGCUUUAAUAUCUCGACGAAGAGAGGGAAUUCCUCAAUUUUUGAUGGGCCAUAGCAUGGGAGGUUGUCUUGUACUAAACUAUGUUAUUGAUGGGCCUGAAAAACACAAUAUAGCGGGUCUUCUCUGUACAUCUCCUUUGAUUAAACUUACACCUAAAGCUAAUCCGCCUAUUUCACUUUACGUUCUUCAUGUCGCUA